CUGGAUGACGACUAGUCCACAACACCACGAGAGCACGAGCAAAAAAAACCCAACUAAUUUUCUUUUCUUCUCCUCAAGAAAUUGAUCAGAAAGAGAGACAAGAGAAGAGCUAGGGUUUCAUCUCAUCUCCAGCCAUGGCGUCCGCCGCCUCCCCGCCGCGCUCCGGCGACGCCUCCCCGUCCUCCCCUCUCCUCCCUUCCCCGACGUCCCCCGACCGCCGCAGCGGCGGCGGCGGAGGCGGAGGACGCCUGCUUCCGGGGCUGCGCGGCGCGGCGCGGUUCCUGGGCCGCACGGGGAGCCGCCGCCUGAUGCGGGAGCCGUCGGUGGCGGUGCGGGAGACGGCGGCGGAGCACCUCGAGGAGCGCCAGACCGACUGGGCCUACUCCAAGCCCGUCGUCGUGCUCGACGUGCUCUGGAACCUCGCCUUCGUCGCCGUCGCCGCCGCCGUCCUCGCCGCCUCGCUCCCGGAGUCCCCCUCGGUGCCGCUCCGCGUCUGGCUCGCCGGGUACGUGCUCCAGUGCCUCUUCCACGUCCUCUGCGUCACCGUCGAGUACAGGCGGCGCCGGGAGGCGCGCGGCGGCGGCUUUGGGGCGGACCAGGGGGCUGCGGCUGAUGGGGAUUUCAAGCUCAGUAUUGUGAAGCACCUGGAGUCCGCAAACACGAUGUUUUCUUUCAUAUGGUGGAUCAUUGGGUUCUACUGGAUAUCUGCAGGUGGCCAAGCUUUGUCCCAUGAUGCUCCUCAACUUUACUGGCUCUCCAUUGUGUUUCUGGCAUUUGAUGUUUUCUUUGUAGUCUUCUGUGUUGCCUUGGCCUGUGUGAUUGGCAUUGCUGUCUGUUGCUGCCUGCCUUGCAUUAUUGCUAUCUUAUAUGCUGUAACUGAUCAGGAAGGAGCAUCUGAAGAGGACAUCAACAACCUGUCCAAAUUCAAAUUUCGGACAAUGGGUGAUGCAGACAAGCUGGUUGCUGGAAUUGCAGCACCUGUGGGUGGAGUAAUGACUGAGUGUGGCACCAAUCCUCCUGUUGAACACUUCCUUUCUGCUGAGGAUGCUGAGUGCUGCAUCUGCUUGUGUCCCUAUGAAGACGGUGCGGAACUUCGAGAACUCCCCUGCAAUCAUCAUUUCCACUGUACCUGCAUAGACAAGUGGCUUCACAUAAAUGCAACAUGUCCCCUGUGCAAGUUCAACAUCAUCAAGAGCAACCUUGGUCCAGAAGACGUCUAGGUUUCACAGGACGAGCAAUCUGUUGAAGGAUUGAUAUGCUCCAGUUGCGUUCUUUAGCUAUGGGUUCCUUCAGGUGUAAGUAUGGGGUAUAGGUGAUGCACAGCUGGUUGAUCAGUAUUCGCUCCUGAAUGAAAUGUUUUAGCAGUUUCUUGAUGCCGGUAGAGAUGUACAUUCCUUCUCUCUAAGUCAAUUGUGUCGCAGAUUCUCAUUUUAGCCUUGUAGGAAGUAUUUGAAUUGAGGAUUCUCAUGUACGUUGUGUUAGCAAGUGUUGAAUAAAUACAUGGAAAUGCAGAGGUUUGUAAGAAGAAAAAUGGUUGUGGAAUUGGAGCUUUGUUAACAGCACAUGCUGUCUCCUUAAUAUGCAGUAGACGUACAUUCUACCCCUUUGGUGCUU
This is a messenger RNA of Oryza sativa Japonica Group (Japanese rice), 1614 nucleotides long. Its product is annotated as E3 ubiquitin-protein ligase At1g12760. The record is from RefSeq and is a predicted model, not a curated record. Gene Ontology annotation, molecular function: ubiquitin protein ligase activity. Gene Ontology annotation, biological process: ubiquitin-dependent protein catabolic process; protein ubiquitination. NCBI's taxonomy places the organism in Eukaryota, Viridiplantae, Streptophyta, Magnoliopsida, Poales, Poaceae. Gene Ontology annotation, cellular component: plant-type vacuole.